AUGGCAUCAAAAUCAAGGAAGGAGAUAGUGAGGCUAUAUGCAUCAGAUGAAGUGAUCAUUGCUAGCACUACGAUGCUAGCCAUGGCGUACUCGCGCGAAGGGAACUGGGAUCAGACCGAGCAGCUUUAUAUGCAGGUGAUAGAGUCUCUCAAGACGAAGCUUGGCGAGGACCAUCCCAACACGCUGGCGAGUAUAGGCAACCUAGCAUUGGUGUACCUUGCCCAGGGCCGGUGGCAACAGGCCGAGCAGCUCCAAGUGCAAGUGAUGCAGGCUCGCAAGACGAAGGUUGGCGAGGAUCACCCUGACACGCUGGCGAGUAUGGGCAACCUAGCAUCGACGUAUCGGAACCAGGGCCGGUGGCAGCAGGCCGAACAGCUCCAAGUGCAAGUGAUACAGGCUUGCAAGACGAAGCUUGGCGAGGACCACCCCGACACGCUGGCGAGUAUGGGUAACCUAGCAUCAACGUACUAUAGCCAGGGCCGGUGGCAGCAGACCGAGCAGCUCCAAGUGCAGGUGAUGGAAACCCACAAGACGAAGCUUGGCGAGGAUCACCUCAUUACGCUAACGAGUAUGGGCAAUCUCGCUAUCACCUGGAAAGACUUUAGGCCAGGACACCAAAGCCAUCUAUCUGCUACGAGAUUGCUCAAGCAAGCUGGAGCAAACAAUCGGCCUGAAUCAUCCGUUAACUUUGUCUUGUUCUGA
Messenger RNA from Penicillium atrosanguineum, 702 nucleotides. Its product is annotated as Calcineurin subunit B. Gene Ontology annotation, cellular component: kinesin complex. The coding region runs from base 1 to 702 and encodes 233 amino acids. The transcript has a single exon. NCBI's taxonomy places the organism in Eukaryota, Fungi, Ascomycota, Eurotiomycetes, Eurotiales, Aspergillaceae. The record is from RefSeq and is a predicted model, not a curated record. Gene Ontology annotation, molecular function: protein binding.